Columba livia (rock pigeon) is the source of this 1831-nucleotide messenger RNA. Its product is annotated as acyl-coenzyme A amino acid N-acyltransferase 2. Lineage: Eukaryota; Metazoa; Chordata; Aves; Columbiformes; Columbidae. The coding region runs from base 505 to 1758 and encodes 417 amino acids. Gene Ontology annotation, cellular component: peroxisome. The record is from RefSeq and is a predicted model, not a curated record. Gene Ontology annotation, molecular function: fatty acyl-CoA hydrolase activity. Gene Ontology annotation, biological process: acyl-CoA metabolic process; fatty acid metabolic process. The transcript is spliced from 4 exons.
UUCUAAAUUUUCCUGGUUUUUCUUGUUUUCUAAACGCCCUUUUCUGCAUUCCUGCUGAGGGCUGUGUCUGAGCUGGCUGGGAGCCUGGUGGGUGGGCCGGGCUGGACAAGGGUGUCACUUUGGGGGGGCAAACAAGGCUGGUACCUGGGCCCAGAGCUUCAUCCUGGGUGGGGGGGACACAAGCUGGUGGCCCCAGGGUGAGCAGUGGCCAUGGGGGGUAAGGGUGGGGUAACACCCUGAUAACCCGCUGGGCAAGAAUUGGGGGGUUCCCAGGGGGAGGUGUCCUGGGCAGGGUGGGGGGAGCUGGUGGAACUGUGGGGGGGCCCAGCGGAGCCGUGGGGGGGCAGGCAUUCCGGUCACAGGCCAGGAGGGCUCUGCCCUCGCCGCUCCCCAGGUUAAUGAUUACUGAGGCGAUAACAGCAGCGCGGGGCAGGCAGAGUCCUGUCCCCCCCAUCCCGCCCAGAGCCGCGGCCCCAGCCCAGCCUGCGCCUCGCCGGGUGCGCCAUGGUGGAGGUGACGGUGACACCGCAGUCCUCGCUGGCCGACCGGCCGGUGCAGGUGCACGUUCGGGGACUGUCCCCGUCCCAGCUCGUCACCCUGCGGGCAUGGCUGGCGGACGAGCAGGGCGACGUCUUCCAAUCUCGGGCUUUCUUCCACGCCGACGAGGCGGGCGAGGUGGACCCCGGCCGCCAUCCCGCCCUGGGGGGCAGCUACACCGGCGUCUGGCCCAUGGGGCUGCUCUGGUUCCUGCAGCCCGACACCCUUUUCCGACGGCUGGUCAAGCGCGACGUAGUCGGCAGCCCCUUCCUGCUGCACCUUGAGGUCUUCGACGGCCUCUGCUUGGUCACUGGUCCCCAGGACCGGCCGCUGGCGUCCUGCGAGGCCAAGCGGUGGUACGUGGGUCCCGGCGUGCAGCGGGUGCCCAUCGGGGAGGGACGUGUCCGCGGGGCCCUCUUCUUGCCACCUGGACCAGGACCCUUCCCGGGGGUGAUUGACUUGUUUGGGGGUGCGGGUGGCCUCAUCGAGUUCCGCGCGGGGCUGUUGGCCACCCGGGGUUUCGCCGUGCUGGCCCUGGCUUUCUUCGCCUACAAGGACCUGCCCCACACGCUGGCCCAGCUCGACAUGGAGUAUUUCGAGGAGGCGGCUGAGCUGCUUCUGCGGCAGCCCAAGGUGCGAGGCCCCGGCCUGGGCGUCAUCGGGGUUUCCAAAGGCGCAGAGGUGGCCCUGGCCAUGGCCGCCUUCCUCCCGCAAGUGGUGGCCACGGUGUGGAUCAACGGCACAGCCUUCCUCCACGGCAACUCCCUGCUCUACAGGGACCUCCACAUCCCCUCCAUCCCCUACUUCAUCGAACGCGUUGUCUUCACCGAGAUGGGGGCUAUGGACAACUCAGCCAUUUUUGGGGACCCCCAGGACCCCAUGUACAGCUCCUCGGCCAUCCCCACUGAGAAGAUCCGCGGGAAGGUCCUUUUCGUGGUGGGGGAGGCCGACCGCAGCUUCAACAGCAAGCUCUUUGCCCAGCUGGCCAUGGCGCGGAUGUCACCCGCGAGCUGCCGCCUCCUCUCCUACCCCGGGGCCGGGCACCUGAUUGAGCCCCCCGGCUCCCCGCUCUGUAGCAUCUCCAGCAUUCGGGGCACCCCCAAACCAGUGGUUUGGGGGGGUGAAGCCCAAGCCCACGCCAAAGCUCAGGAGCAUUCGUGGCAGGAGAUCAUCCAGUUCCUGGAGCUCCAGCUGGGUCCCACCAGCACCGUGAAGCUGUGAUGGCUGCGGGGGGGAAAGGGGCCAGGGUCACCCCAUUUGUCACCCUGCUCAAUAAAAUGCACCCUGCUCACGG